Plasmopara halstedii is the source of this 1110-nucleotide messenger RNA. RefSeq lists its product as hypothetical. The transcript is spliced from 6 exons. Gene Ontology annotation, molecular function: nucleic acid binding. NCBI's taxonomy places the organism in Eukaryota, Oomycota, Peronosporomycetes, Peronosporales, Peronosporaceae. The record is from RefSeq and is a predicted model, not a curated record. Bases 1 to 1110 code for a protein of 369 amino acids.
AUGGUGGAACACGUGAUCAAACUAUCCGAAGCCGUAGACGUUAGCGACUCGGAAGUCAGCUCGCUUUGCAGCAGUGAGAUAGAGUUAGAAAUGGCCUGGGGCGAGGGACCGAUUGCGCCAUUACGUACCGAAGUGUCACUUGGCGACAGUCCUACCAAAAAGAGUCUAACCGCUGGUAUGGCGCGCUCCGACAGCAAUGGCAACGGCUCUAGCCGUGCACGUACGCCUCAAAAGCGCUCCAGCAAUUCGCCACUUGAGCGUAGCAAGCGUUUGAUUAAUAUUCAUCCGAUUUGCUCGCCUAGCUACCUAAUUAAGCCCAAUAUUUUACCACUUGGCGUACGUAAGCAACAACGAUGGUUCAACGAUCAUCAUUUUGGCAACCGAGCUGCGUCUACGCGAUUAGAAGACUUACUGGAGCACUUGGACAUAAAUGUCGAAUGGAAAUCAAACUUUAAAAAGCUAGCCGAGCCGCAGAACGAAAGCUUGCAGAAAAAAUUUCUCAACGGGGGAGGCGCUUACGAGAGUAUUCAGUCUCAUGCACCAUGGAAUCGUCGUUACGACGAAUGGAAUGAUGCCGAGCAAAUGUUUACCCGUGUUGACCGCCGUGCACGAACAUUAAUGCUGCGGUCAUUUAAUUCUUUCGCACCAUUUAUAGAAGCAGUGGAAUAUGUUGUCUUGCAUUUUAUCCAGUGGCGAGAAGUUCCAUCAGAGCUUGAAGUUGCUGCGCCACUAACUCGCAUGUUAAAGCACCCAAUUGAGUUAAUUCAAGCAAGUGAAAACGACGUUCGGUUAAUACUCCCUUUGUUGGACUCGGCCUUUCACCGAUUGAUUGUUCACAGCGUCUGUCAAUUUUACGGCGUGCGAUCACGAACUGAGUCAACUUGCCGCUUGAACACAAAAAUCAUGAUUUUGAAGAGUCCGAGAAAAUUUUGUCCGGUGACCAAUGUGUGUUCGUUGUGCGAGUUUAUUCGCGAGACACGCAUCGCCAGGCGUCACGUCGGCGCAGUUUCAGUCAAGAAGAGUGUCGACAAAAACCAUAUGUUGGAGUUGCAGUCGAUAAGCAGUGAGUGUAGUGAAGGCUUUUUAAUGGUGGAUGCCCCGCGAAUGUAA